GGCUUAUCGUGGAGCACAUAUGUUGGGUCUUCCCCGCUCAGCUCAGAACUCCACUAUGCUCCGAGUAGGACUUCCACUUCUGAUCAAAUUUUGAUUUCUGUUAUGUGAAGAUGAGAUGGCAGCAGGCAUUUCGGACCUCAAUCAUGGCAACUACGAGCGUGUAGCCUGCCUUGUCUUUGUUGUUCUUAUACCAACGUUUCUCUUCACUCGGUUCUGGAGUCGAUUAUUGUCCAAACAAGUUGGGUCAGACGACUGGGCAGCGCUUGCGGCUGGUAUCUUUGCACUUUCUUGCAGUAUCCAGACGCUCGUCGCAACGGCGCAUGGAUGGGGACGUCACAAAGUUAACCUUGACGCGAAGGACCUUCGAUUAGUUCUUAUUCUUCACUGGACCUUUCAAAUCACGUAUAAAAUCACCGUUGGCCUCAACAAAACCUCCAUGCUGCUCCUCUACCUACGAAUUAUGCCCCAAAGAAUAUCCCGCAUUACCUGCUGGACGCUCUUGGCUCUCGUUGGUCUGUUUGCAUUUGCUACCACCGUUGCUAGUAUCUUCCAAUGUAUACCGGUCGAAAAAGCUUGGAUCAAGUCGGAGAACGGACAUUGCUACAGCCUGACGAGAGCAUGGUAUGCGAAUGCUGGCUUCUCCGUCGUUACGGACUUUGUCAUCCUGUUUCUGCCGAUGCAUAUGGUCUACAAUUUACAUAGAGCGAAGAAAGAGAAGAUAUUACUGUAUGCAGUAUUUGGAGUUGGAAUGUUCGUCACGUUCACAAGCAUUAUGCGAACAUUCAUGCUCAAAGGCGCAGAUAAUCCAGAUAUUACCUACGACGUAAAAUCCGGCUUCUGGUCCCUAAUCGAAAUCAACGUCGGCGUAAUUUGCAUCUGCCUUCCACCUCUCCGAGCCCUCCUAUCACGACAAUUCCCCUCUCUCAACUUUGUAAUUUCAGGCAGCGACCCUUAUCCACAGCCAUACCUAUCCUCCAGCAUCUCGGCACCGAAAAGCGGGGGCUCAUCUGGAAUACGGAAGGGGAGAGGACAAGCGCCAUUGAAGAGUGAAGAAGAGUUGGUGUAUUUCACGGAUGAGAACAGUCUAUCGUUGGUGGAUAAUGGGAUCACGGACACGACAGGAUAUAAAGUUGCAAACAUGGGGAAAGAGGGGGAGAGGGUUGAGAGGGUGCAUGUUAGGUUGCAGCAUUGGGAACGGCAGGAGCGCUGAAGAGGCGAGGCCGACGUGAAGAAAAUGAUUAUUACGGCAAGCCAAGAAGGCCAGUGGCAGAAGACAUGUACACGAAACACACGGUGAGCAAUGGAGGCAACAGCCGAAGAGUCUCGCAGUCGAACGAUUGUUUAGGAUCUCGCGGCACCACGGAACGGAAGCUUGAUCAUCAGACAAGAUGGGAUGUACACACAAAGGUUUCUCGGGAAGCUGUUUUCGGAGUUCAAAAUAGGGUAGGGAUUAAGGAAGCAGCUAGCGGGAAAAUACAUUAUUACUAGG
Molecule: messenger RNA, 1489 nt
Organism: Hyaloscypha bicolor E
Lineage: Eukaryota; Fungi; Ascomycota; Leotiomycetes; Helotiales; Hyaloscyphaceae
Exons: 6
Coding region: 116-1210 (364 amino acids)
Source: RefSeq, a predicted model, not a curated record